UUGCCAAACUUGAAACAUCUUCCAAGCAAAAGGUGAGCAUUGUUGAGCCAAAAAAGGAUAGCUAUGAUGAAUUUGAUGAGAUAUGGAGGGUGAUUCUGAUGAUGAAGAGGAAACUCCAACUCCCAAGAAGCCUAUUAUUGAUAAGAAGAGAGCCAAUGAUUCAGCUUCAAAAAGACUCCUGUUCAAGCUAAGAAGGCUAAGGCUGAUACCACCCUUCAAAAAAAAGAAUGAUGGGAAAAAGGUAGCUCAUGUAGUUACUCAUCCUGUAAAGCAAGCAAGAAAAACUCAAGCAGGAAACGUACAAUAAAGCCCAAAAUCUGAUGCCAAAAUCACUUGCAAAUCCUGCACAAGUAUGCUUACUUCUAAAAGAAUAUGUUUUUGAAUUU
Molecule: messenger RNA, 386 nt
Organism: Impatiens glandulifera
Lineage: Eukaryota; Viridiplantae; Streptophyta; Magnoliopsida; Ericales; Balsaminaceae
Product: histone deacetylase HDT2-like
Exons: 4
Coding region: 83-307 (74 amino acids)
Source: RefSeq, a predicted model, not a curated record